AUGCCUCUUUACGAGUGUAUGGUUUUGAUGAAACCCCAUGUGAAGAAGGAGGCCUUGUUGGACUUGGUUGCUAGAGUGGGCAAGCAUGUGUUCAGAAGAAAUGGGGUGGUCUGUGACAUUAGGUCAUUUGGUGUUGUCCAACUGGGUUAUGGUAUUAAGAAGCUUGAUGGAAGAUAUUAUCAGGGCCAACUUAUGCAGAUGACGAUGAUGGCUACUCCCAGCACGAACAAGGAGUUGCAUUACUUGAACAAGGAAGAUCGGUUGUUGCGUUGGCUUUUAGUGAAGCAUCGCGACACAAAAUAUGGCCUGGAAUUCCUUAGCGAAGAUGAUGGAAAGAGUGAACUCAGAGAAUUUCCACGACUUAGCAUGAUGGAUGACAAAGACGGAGAUGAAGACGAUAACGACGAUGACGAUGAAGAAUACAACGUGGAACAAGAAAAGAGGGAAGCAGAGUGA
Molecule: messenger RNA, 456 nt
Organism: Benincasa hispida (wax gourd)
Lineage: Eukaryota; Viridiplantae; Streptophyta; Magnoliopsida; Cucurbitales; Cucurbitaceae
Product: small ribosomal subunit protein bS6m-like
Biological process (GO): translation
Cellular component (GO): ribosome
Molecular function (GO): structural constituent of ribosome; small ribosomal subunit rRNA binding
Source: RefSeq, a predicted model, not a curated record